Erigeron canadensis is the source of this 2047-nucleotide messenger RNA. RefSeq names its product zinc finger CCCH domain-containing protein 22-like. Gene Ontology annotation, molecular function: RNA binding; metal ion binding. The transcript has 10 exons. Lineage: Eukaryota; Viridiplantae; Streptophyta; Magnoliopsida; Asterales; Asteraceae. Bases 106 to 1788 code for a protein of 560 amino acids. The record is from RefSeq and is a predicted model, not a curated record.
AAUGAUUUAGUAGUAGCACUGAGAGCGACUCUGUUUUUGUGGGUUUCUUGCUUUUUAUUCAUUCAUAAAAUAAUAAAAAGUUUUAAUCUUUUUUACUCACUCACCAUGGAUACAGUGGAAGCAACAAAGAUGGUGAUGUCAAGAAUCCAAAAAAUAGAUCCAGAUAACGCUUCUAAAAUAAUGGGUUACAUAUUAAUCCAAGAUCAAGGUGAUAACGAGAUGAUUCGUCUGGCUUUUGGCCCUGAAUCUCAUCUUCUUUCUGUCAUCAAACAAGCCAAAUCUUUCUUAGACAUUUCCUCAAACACUUCGUCUGCACACCGUGUUGUUAUCCCUACCAACAACAAUGGCGGUGCUUUCCAAAACCCUCCGUCGCCAAACUCACCGUGGUCUCCAUUUUCCGACCAACCCCACCACGGCGCCGGUUUGUUUUACAACGACGAGUUUACUGACCAAAUGGGUAGCCCUAAUUUGCACAGGAGAAGUUGCUCUGUUAACGACGUGUUUCUCUCCGGCUGCGGCGCCGGUGAUGAUUUCGGUGGUGGGUUUAGACCUUGCAUGUACUAUUCAAAAGGGUUUUGUAAAAAUGGUGAAACUUGUAAAUUUGUUCAUAAUAAUAAUAAUAGUAAUAAUGAUGGUGGUGGGGUUUUUGGUGACGAAUUAUUAGGGUUUGAUGGUCCGACCGGCGGUCCAACCGGAGUUGGGACUAUUUCCGGUUCACCAGAUGAUGGGUUUGAGGAUUUGAUAAGAUUGAAAGCAAUUCAACAACAACAACAAAGAAUUGCAGCUUUCAAUGCCAAUAAUAAUAGACCAACUUCUCAUUUUCCUUUCAAUCGAUCGACAUUGAUGAUGGGAGAUGAAUUUCACAAGUUUAAUCGUUCUCGAUCGGAAAGGAAUGAUUUUGGACUAUUGGGGUCCGGGAAUUCGAAUUCGACCUCUAGACAGAUUUACUUGACAUUUCCAGCUGACAGUACUUUUAAGGAAGAGGAUGUUUCUAAUUACUUUAGUAUGUUUGGACCGGUCCAAGAUGUGAGGAUCCCGUUUCAGCAAAAACGAAUGUUUGGGUUCGUUACGUUUCUUCUUCCGGAGACUGUGAAGGCGAUUUUGGCCAAAGGAAACCCUCAUUUCAUAUGUGACUCACGGGUGCUUGUUAAGCCGUAUAAAGAAAAAGGGAAAGUACCUGAUAGGAAGCAUUAUCAACAUAUUGAAAGAAAAGACUUUUCUGGAUGCUUGAGUCCAACUGCACUUGAAUCCGCUGAGCCAUUUGAUCAUAUACCCUUUGGUGCUAGAAUGUUUAACCAUGAAAUGAUGUUAAGAAGAAAGUUAGAGGAGCGGGAAUUACAGCAAGCACUUGAAUUUCAAGAUAGAAGAUUGAUGAAUCUGCAGUUAACUGACCUGAAAAAUCAUCAGUUGCAGCGGUGUUUUUCUCUAGGUGGUGUUCCAUCACCAACCGAGACCAGCCGAAAUCAAGUGUAUUCAUCUACUGGAAACAAUGUGGAAGUUGUUUCUGGAGAAAAAAUUGGUGUCCAUGAUAGCAUGAAUUCUGCAAGGGAUGAAUCUGAUACAAGUGUGCCAUCAGUAGUAAAGAAUGAGUGCUUUGAUCAGAACGUAAAUGGGAAGAAUGAAAGCAGCCUAGAACAUGGACGACCUGAUAACUUGUUUGUUUCACCUUCACAAUCGGCAGCCACUGACCAUCAGACCUUUUUUUCAACUGAUUUGCCGGAAACUGAUUAUGUUGCUGCAAUUUCAGUGGAUGUUACUCCCAAAUGUGAAGAAGCCAUUGAAAUGUAGGUGGUUCAGAUCUGCAAUGGCUUAUUAGAGACAUAUUAACUAAUUGGAGUAGGAAGAUAUACUUGUUUGUUGCAGGAGUAGGAGGAUAUACUCAAGGGUAUAAACACCAUUAACAACAGCUAAAUGGAUCUGUUAGGAAUAUUUCAAGACCAUUGUCAUCUUCUAUAUACUACUUACAUCUAUCUUCUAUAUACUAUUUAGAAUUAUACAUAAUAUGCAAUACAUAUAUGAUAUAUAUAUAUAUUUAUAUAUAUAUAUA